AUGGCUCAGUAUCCACUCCGGUACUAUACGAACAUUAUCAACGACUUCGAAGAGCGGCAACUGCACGAUCGUACCCCAGCCGCCUCAACCGUCAGUACGAUGCCAAGUUCGUCGCAAAGUCGACCGAUCCUAUGUCUAAGAAAGGGUCAUCUGCCAUUAGGCAUCUACGGGGUUGCGCCAUCAACCUCCUCAGAGGCAAGACCCAAUCUACUCUCUUCCAGAACAUCGCAUAGCCUAAACACGCUAGACAGCAAUGGCACCUUUGCGAACGACCGAAGGCAGCCAUCUAUGUUAAGGCGUCUAAGGUCAUCGAGAAUCACAGCUUCGACGACAGUGCGGUCACCUCAGAGGCCGUUUGUGUAUCCAUCUGAUUUUCGGGAGCCGUCAGAAGUACCGGAAACCCGAUUUAUCGAUAGCUCAGGAGUGGCCAUACCUGGUGCCUUCUGUUUGUCAGAAACCAUGGAGUACACAACGGCUUUGGCCGACCAUGGUAUCGUGUACUCGGAUCAUGCUCGCUUGAUCAAUGCAAUGCGGUCUCUGGUCGAGCUACCGGUUGAUUCCAGACGGGCUUCGAGAUACGUCGAUGCACGCUGGAGUACAGAGAGCCAGUGCAACGCGAAAAGCCAGCAUCAAGGCUUGUUACACAGUGUUUUCCAGGCAAUUGUUGCGAAGUCACAGGGGCUGUACCAGCAGACGCAACACCAGACCGCCAUUCUGAACCUUCUUCUCGAGGAGAUCAGCCAGAAUUUGCGAGUGAGAGAAGUUCCUGUAGUAGUUUGUGUUAGCUCACUCUUCCUCUUUGCACCUGAGCAGAUCCUGGAAGCACAUAUCGAGAUCCUACACGCACCAUUGACACCUCAAGGUCCACAAAAGUCGACCAAAGACUAUGCGAAAGCUGCAGAACACUUGUUCUUCAUUAACACAGACGCUUUCGUGAAUUCGAGUGAACAGGGCUUUUCAAUGCCACAAUGUAAUUUAGACAGCAAUGUCGAAUCUUCCUCAGCAACUGAACAGGCUGACCUAUGGCCGUUUGGUCAUUGGUACGACUCUAGAUCUCAGGUUCGAACUCGCCCGUGGCCUCUCUGACUGAAUGCGAUAACCU
Messenger RNA from Macroventuria anomochaeta, 1102 nucleotides. RefSeq lists its product as uncharacterized. The transcript has 3 exons. The record is from RefSeq and is a predicted model, not a curated record. The coding region runs from base 1 to 1086 and encodes 361 amino acids. NCBI's taxonomy places the organism in Eukaryota, Fungi, Ascomycota, Dothideomycetes, Pleosporales, Didymellaceae.